Messenger RNA from Rhincodon typus (whale shark), 1658 nucleotides. Its product is annotated as neuropeptide Y receptor type 4-2-like. NCBI's taxonomy places the organism in Eukaryota, Metazoa, Chordata, Chondrichthyes, Orectolobiformes, Rhincodontidae. Gene Ontology annotation, biological process: G protein-coupled receptor signaling pathway. Gene Ontology annotation, cellular component: neuron projection; plasma membrane. The record is from RefSeq and is a predicted model, not a curated record. The coding region runs from base 228 to 1334 and encodes 368 amino acids. The transcript has 2 exons. Gene Ontology annotation, molecular function: neuropeptide binding; pancreatic polypeptide receptor activity.
AAACACAGUCCUCUGGAAAGGUCCGUCUUCUGCUUCCUCCCCUGAGCUGCUGUUGAGGUCCCAAUCCCGGACUGCCCCAGGAUCAAAGAGAAGUUGACCAGUUUGUUUUCUUCCGGCCGACGCUGGCUGCACUCACCAUUUGAAAGGGACAGUCAUGUUGACCCGAUGUGUAGUCUCCUCCGGUGUUUGCCAGUGACCGGGAGGAGGCAACAACAACACUCCCGGCCAUGGAGGCUCCAGUGCUGCUAUCUGCCAAUUCCUCCCUCUCUGGCAACGCCACGGAUUGGGGGCACCUUCUGGAUUUUGGCAAUCCAUGCCCAACAUCAGCGGCCCUCACCAUCUUCCUGCUAACUUCUUACACUGCUGUGCUGGUCGUGGGUUUACUGGGAAACAUCUGCCUGGUCUGUGUGAUCGCCAGGCAGGAGAAAAACAACGUGACCAACUUGCUGAUCGCCAACUUGUCGCUGUCGGAUCUGACCAUCUGUGUCUUCUGUCUGCCUUUCACAGUGGCCUACACCCUCAUGGACUAUUGGGCUUUUGGUGAAGUCCUGUGUAAGAUGGUGCCGUUUUUCCAGUGUUUGUCGGUGACCGUGUCUGUGCUCUCCCUGGUCAUGAUUGCUCUGGAAAGACAUCAACUCAUUCUCCGCCCCACGGGUUGGAAACCCAGUGUCCCUCAAGCUUAUGUGGCGCUGCUCCUCACGUGGAGCCUGUCCGCCGCCGUCUCCCUGCCCUUUGUGUUUUUUCAUGUUCUCACAGAUGAACUUUUCUUGAAUCUUCCUGUUCCCCUGGCGCCCCUGGUAAACGAGGCAGUCUGCACGGAGUCUUGGCCUUCCAAGGAGCAGAAGCUGGUUUAUACAACCUGGCUGCUGGGUUUCCAGUACUGUGUGCCCCUGGCUUUCAUUACAGUGUGUUACAGCAGAAUAUACUGGCGGCUGAGGACAAGGAGGGACCUGCUGGACAGAGCAGGCGAGGAGAACCGCAGCCUGCCGAAUAGCAGGCGGAUCACCCUGCUGCUGGGCUUCCUGGUCGUGGGCUUCGGGGUCUGCUGGUUCCCGCUGCACGUUUUCAACGCGGUCGUGGACUGGGAUGUGCAAAUUAUAAUGCACUGUCAGCACAAUCUCAUCUUCUCCCUCUGUCACCUCGCGGGCAUGGCUUCCACCUGCGUCAACCCCAUCAUCUACGGCUUCCUCAACAAUAACUUCAAGAAGGAGCUCCGGAGCAUCAUGCUCAGGUGUAAAUGGAGCAGCAAAGAAGAUGGUGAGCACUUCCCCCUGUCCACCAUGAACACUGAAUUUUCCAAGGCCUCCCUCAGACUGAGUUGCAGGAGUAAAUGACGAACACCCUGGUGCAAUAAAAAGCGCCAAAACAGAAAACAAGGCAUGCAAGCUUCGGAAUGUGACAGAUAAAUGUUGCCUUUCUCACUGUUUUGGUUUGUUCAGUGUCCGAUCUCACUUCUUUAACCAGGGCUGAAGUAUCAAAACGUGGUCUGUAAAAUGAAGCGUCUCUGAUAGCAGUUUAGACAUCGCUCCCCAGUUCUCAGGUUCAAUCCUGACGUAAACUGGGCUCAAAGCUUCCAUCUAUCAGCAAAUAAACCAUUUCAACUCUCCCUCCCACUCCCUGGACGACAUGUCCAUCGUGGGCCUCCUCCAGUAGCACAA